AUUCAGAAAAUUGCUGAAGUUGUGGAGGCUUCUAUUGAAGAUUAUGAGGAAGGCAUGAAAGCUUGCAGUGAAGCCGCAAAGUUAUGGAUACAGGUUCCUGCCCCAAAGAGAGGUGAUAUUGUAAGACAAAUAGGUGACGCGUUGAGAGAAAAACUCCACCAACUUGGUCGCCUUGUUUCACUUGAAAUGGGAAAAAUUCUUCCUGAAGGCCUUGGCGAAGUUCAGGAAAUUAUCGACAUGUGUGACUUUUCUGUGGGAUUAAGUCGGCAACUGAAUGGAUCAGUAAUACCUUCGGAACGUCCAAAUCAUAUGAUGUUAGAGUGUGACCAAAGGGAUCAGUUUAUUACAUCUGGUAAAGGAUGGAAUGCUUGUAUUGCACUGGUUUGUGGCAACUGUGUUGUUUGGAAAGGUGCUCCAACCACUCCACUGAUAACUGUUGCUAUGACAAAGUUAGUUGCUGGAGUUUUAGAGAAGAACAACUUGCCGGGUGCCAUUUUUACAUCUUUCUGUGGUGGUGCUGAAAUUGGUCAAGCAAUUUCAAGAGAUACACGUAUUCCUCUGGUUUCCUUUACUGGAAGUUCAAAGGUGGGCUUAAUGGUGCAACAAACGGUGAAUGCAAGAUAUGGCAAAUGUUUGCUUGAAUUAAGUGGAAACAAUGCUAUCGUUGUCAUGGAUGAUGCUGACAUCCAGCUAGCUGUCCGAUCUGUUCUUUUUGCUGCUGUUGGUACAGCUGGUCAGCGUUGCACAACUUGUCGUAGGCUGCUUCUUCAUGAAAGUGUCUAUCAGAGAGUACUUGAUCGACUGCUUGAGGUAUACAAGCAAGUUAAAGUAGGGAAUCCAUUAGAAAAAGGCGUCUUGCUUGGGCCAUUACAUACUUCGGAAUCAAGAAACAAUUUCAAGAAAGGAAUUGAAGUCAUCAAAUCUCAGGGCGGAACAAUCCUCGCAGGUGGGAGUGUAAUAGAGUCUGAAGGGAACUUUGUCCAGCCUACAAUAGUUGAGAUUUCUCCGAAUGCAGGUGUUGUCAAAGAAGAGUUGUUUGCACCUGUUCUCUAUGUUAUGAAAUUUAAGACUUUACAAGAAGCAAUUGAAAUAAACAACUCAGUACCCCAGGGAUUAAGCAGUUCUAUUUUCACACGGAGACCUGAAGUUAUCUUCAAGUGGAUCGGGCCUCAAGGAAGCGACUGUGGCAUUGUGAAUGUGAAUAUACCAACCAAUGGUGCUGAAAUUGGCGGUGCUUUUGGCGGAGAGAAGGCUACAGGUGGUGGCCGUGAAGCAGGAAGUGACUCUUGGAAACAAUACAUGAGACGCUCGACUUGUACAAUCAAUUAUGGGAGCGAACUACCGUUGGCACAAGGAAUUAAUUUCGGGUAAGAGUGGGUAUAGUUAGUAUGCAAAUAAAUUUCCUUUGUAUCAGUAUAUUGUACUUAGAACCAGUAAUGGUUUUAAUUGAGUUGAAUAGAGAGUAUCAAUACAGAGCUAUUUUACAACCUGUAUCAGCCCUCUGGCUUAAGCUGAGUAGAUUGCUUUUUGUUGGACUUGGCUCAGCCAUGGUUCCCCCCACAGCAGAACAAUUUGAAUAAUAAUACAUUUCUUCCAUGUCUUUUUAACA
Carica papaya (papaya) is the source of this 1609-nucleotide messenger RNA. The record is from RefSeq and is a predicted model, not a curated record. NCBI's taxonomy places the organism in Eukaryota, Viridiplantae, Streptophyta, Magnoliopsida, Brassicales, Caricaceae.